AUGGGUAGCAACAAACUGGCAGAUUUCUUCGGAGAGCCCAGCCUGAACGCCGGCUCCCGCGCGUACGAUCGACAUCAGUUAGGUGGUGCCCCAUCAUGCUUCGCCAAAAAGAAGGGGAAGCUUUUUCUCUUGGCCAGAGAGCCCCUCGAAGACACGAUCGACCACGCUUGCAUGGACACUCUACACAUAGCAGAAAGAGUCAAAGGGAAAAUAAUCAACGAGCAGUUCCACUUGGUUCUGGUCCUGUACAUGCAAAUACUGAAGGCAAAGAAGACGCAAAACAAACUUAACCGAGGCAUCGAUGAGAAGGUCGAAAAGGCCAUUUCCGCGGCGAUCGAAUUGUACUCCUUGAUAGAGAAGCAAAGCGAAAAUAAGAACAAAAAGUACCUGAAGGAAAUAUGCUCCAUUUGUGACACUCUAUCUCAUUUGUUAAUGAGAUACAAUGAGGACGUCGUGGCUGAGCGGUGGGGGGAGGAGCUGCCCACGCCGAGGGGUGGUGACCUUGGCGGGGCUUCUGGCGAGGACACGCUGGCCGAAGAUGAAGAACCCCAUGAAGAGAAAGCGCCACUGACAGAAAAGGAACCUCAAGGUGAAGAAACGAGUGGGCCACAAGAUAGCACACAACAUACGGGAGGUGAAAAAAACGUGAAAGGAGAGAAAGAAGAAUGUCCACAUUUGGGAGAACUCCCCCAUGGAGAGACCUACUUAGAAAACGAUUUUUCAACGCGAAACUGCAUCAGAUGUCUCUACGCGGCUAAAGAAUUAAGCGAGACAGAAUACUACGACCCUCAUAGGAAGACCAAGCCGUUCAGAUAUUUCCAAUCAGGAGACCCCAAUUUGACAUUGCAGGAUAGAAAAAAAUUGAGGAAAAGAUUUAACCGCAUUUGUCGGAGUAAAUCCUACUUAUUAAAGCAAAGGAGAAGCAGUGCCUCCUCUCUAGAUGGAUCUCUCUCGAAGGGAGGAAUGAACCUUCCAAGGGAUUUGAGACGUAUCCUUUUAGGGACAAAUAAAACGAUCACCACCUUUGGCACAGAUAAGAGUGGCAAUAUAAAUGCCACCAUCGAGUUCUUUACACCCUACGGAGGGAAGGAAAAAAAUGUCAUCAACUUGAAUGAAUAUGAUUAUUUCUUUUGCAGCAGCGGUGAUGAGUCAGAGGUGCAGAGCAACACAGAUGGACAGCCACAAAAUGGAAGAACCCCAAAGGGGAACUCCCUAUUCAAUAGAAAUAACAUCUUCUACGUAGGAAAUAAAAAAGUCCUACUGAAUAGGAAAAAAAAAGAAAAAAUAAUUUUCCAGAUGAAUGCCAAUGGUAUGUUAACAAAGGAGAUCUUCAAAAAAGGAAAACAAAAUGAAAACGUUUUAAUAAAAUCGUUUAACGAAAAUGAGUGGUCAGAUGAGCAUGUCGAUUUUUGCUACCUAAAUGAACAGAAAAAAAAAGAAAAAAUUGUCAUCACGAAGGGGAGGGACGGGAUGUGCAAACGUUUAUUUCUGGACCACGAGCUGAAUGGCAAACAGGAAAGUUUCGACCUUUACAGAAGAGGCGUCUUCAGCGUUAGGGAAGUCCAUCUCUACGACGACGCGGAGGCCAUGGCGUUUCGCCUUCUCAGGAGAAGAGAAGCAAAGGACCAAAACAACCGCGAAAGAGCAAAGGACCGGAACAACCGCGAAAGAGCAAAUCUUGGGAAAGAAAAAAAAAAAUUCAAAGGCGCAGAGGGAGCCAAGACUUACCCAAGCAAACGCACCCUCGCCCACACCAAUGAAUGGUCGCUGGAAAAGGGAACAGGCAGCCCCGGGAGUAGCAAAGAAACUUCCCUGGAGAGCAUUUUUUCCAAGCUGAAAAGGAGAAAGGAAAGAUACCUCAAGGCUAUCUACCUGUGCAGUGAUAAGGAGACCGGUCCGAUUAGGAAAUCACAAAAUUUGAGACGCAUCAAAAUGAACCUUAACGGGUGGGAGAGGAGGAAGCACCCAGUGGGGAAGAGGCUCACGGGGAAGGUACCCCCCGCCGAAGGGGACAAAGCAGUCCAGCCGACCCCCCCGCAGAUGGAUUCCCCCCGAUGGGAAACCCAAAUCGGGAAGGUAAAGAAGCCCAAAAGGCCGCGCAGAGGGGGGGCAGAUGCGCCGCUUCGAAAGAGUCCUGGCUCAGCUGAGAAGAAGGGGGAAAUGGACAGAAAAGAAAAAGGGAAAGAAAGGGAAAAAGGGAAAGAAAAAGAAAAAGGGAAAGAAAGCGAAAAAUCGAAGAUGGCUGAGAAUACCAAACGGGGUGAAAAAUCCCAUACGGAUAAACACCACCUACGCGACCGCUUCACCGAGAAGAACCCCCCACAGGAUGACUCACCCAAGGAAGGCAACCACAUCAAGCUAGGCGAAAAAAAAAUAAAGUUAGGGGGCAACGCCAUGACCUAUAGCAAACGCGAAAAUGGGUAUAUGAACAUUUACACAGACGUAAAAGAAAGCAACGGAGCUGUAGCGGUCGGUACGUUUUCACUGGCCAAGUUAGCAUCCGUUAUAGAGAAGAGUCACGAGGAGGGAGAUAACCCAGAGACAGAUGGUAACCAAAAAACGAAUAAAAAAAUUGAAGAAUUUGUCUUUAAUGAAAAUUUAAAAGAUAUCAGCAUUACGUCUCAUAAUGUCAGUCGAAAGAGUUCAAAAAAUUGCGUUAAGUAUCAUCAACCCCAGGGGGAGAUUCCCCAGGAGGAAAGCGGCCACAUUUUGAAAAAGCUACAUGAAGAAAGAGAAGCCUCUGGAGGGGGACCACACGGGGUGGAGGAUGGCCAACCAAAUGGUUAUCCAACCAGCAAGGGAGGGGAUGUCAUCAGGGCAAUCUCAAAAAUGUUUAGUAAGGAAGAUGCAAAUCUAGGUGGGGAAACAGGACCCACAAAAUUGCCAACAUACAGAUUACAUAACAAUCCUGAUGGUACAACAGAUAAAAAUAUUUUCAAGAAGAGUUCCAUUUCGUUGGGUGAACUGUCUAAGAGUCCCUCGGGGGACAUGCCAAAAAAUGCUUUGGGGUAUCUGCGCGACCAUGUAGGGCGUCAACUGAGCGAUUCGCAGAGCGAUGUGAUGAGCCAUCAGCUGAAUCGCCAGAUGAGCAGCCAAGCGAGCCACCAGAUGAGCAGCCAAGCGAGCCACCAGAUGAGCAGCCAAAUGAGCGACCAGCUAGGAACCGAAGCAGAGCAGCCUUUAAAAAAUAUACCAUCCGAAGUGAGCAGCGGUUUAAAAUCAGACCCUGAGGCACCUAAGGAGGAACGAAACGUCGCUAACGAAGCGGCGGUUGCAGUAAGGACGCAGGGUGACUUCCCCAAAGGGGUUUUGCAACAGGUGAAUGGACCCCUGGAGGAAGAAAAGAAGAAACGGCAACAGUAUCUCAGCAGGGGAUUCCGGGCCUACGCCCACAUAGUGCUAUCCGAAUCGAACGUCGUCACGAGAAAGUGUAUAGUAUCCUUUGAUUAUGCGUCUAAAAAACUCAGCAUAGUAAGAAACAGAAAAGUGUUUAACAUCGAUGUGGAUAAAUUGUAUGUGCAGGAAAUGCCCACCUAUGAAGAUGACCUAGGCGUAAUAGAAUUGGUAAUUUCGGAACGGAGAUCCAGAGUGCUGCUACUGGAGUCUCGCGACCUUGUGGGGUUGCAGAACUUGGGGGAUGAAAUUGGCUGGAUCAGCACCCCGAAUGCUCGUUUAGGUUUGCACCGGGGGGGCACCUCGUUGGACACGCGAAGGACCGCGCCGCAGAAUAUGGAGGGAGGGAAAAAGGACCUAACGUACAAGCUGAAUAACCAUAUCUCAAAAGGAAAGAUAAGUUUCUUCGACAAAAUAAAGUUGAAAAGUUUUUUGGGCAAGAAAAAGUGA
This is a messenger RNA of Plasmodium vivax (malaria parasite P. vivax), 3843 nucleotides long. RefSeq lists its product as hypothetical. The record is from RefSeq and is a predicted model, not a curated record. The transcript is spliced from 12 exons. NCBI's taxonomy places the organism in Eukaryota, Apicomplexa, Aconoidasida, Haemosporida, Plasmodiidae. Bases 1 to 3843 code for a protein of 1280 amino acids.